GUCAAAUGACCAGAGGAUCCAGGGUAGAGGAGUCGAUGUUGUUGACAGCGACAAGAAGUCUAAAUAUGAACAAGCAAACCACAAUUAUUAUUUCUUCAGAUACCCAGCAGCUCUUGGCCAAACUCGGGCGUGAGAAUCCCGUAACACAUCAGAUUAUCUAACCGAGUCUUUUCGAGUCCAUCCCGCAUGGGCCGGUGAGAUAAUGUCUUCAUAUGACAAGGCCACCCAGCCCGAGGCGUACCCGUUGAAGAGGACUGCUCAUUGUCCGAAUAAUGACCUCCCAGUCCUCAUAUAUCGUGACGUUCUCCAGUCACUCAACGAGGACAGUGCAUCAGAAAGACUUCAGCGUCACGGUUGGGAGAAAAAGGGAACUUGGGGCACUAUCAGCCUGAAGCACUUUCACCCAAAUACUCAUGAGUGUUACGGCGUCUUUCAAGGCAGCUCCGAGCUAGUCUUUGGCGAAGGGGUCUCGGAUGAAAUCGGCAGCGGAGUACGAUGUGUAGUGCGAGCCGGCGAUGUCGUCGUCGUUCCAGCAGGCGUAGGGCAUGCCUCUGUCUCAAAGGCGGAGGGAGCAGCGGAUCCUGUUGAGGGGGAGCCCGAGUAUCGAUACGUUGGAGUGUAUCCUAGAGGUUCGCCUCAUUACAAAUACGAAAUCGGCAAGAAGACGUUGGAGGAGAAGAGCGGGCUGAUAGCAGAGGUUUCUGCCGUUCCCGUACCGCCCAAUGAUCCCCUAUACGGGCUUGAUGGGCCGUUGGUGAGGAUUUGGAAUAACUCAAGAGGGACAUUUACGUCUGUUGGGUAGGCACUCAAAGAGAGCAACUCAUGAUGAUGGAGUAUAAUUACGAUCUGAGAUGGACGUGGAGAAGGAGGUUUCCGCAUUGGCCAGGGGUACUAUCAGCAGCCGUUCCCUGCAAAGCAGAGGAUCAAACAAUAUUCAUUGAUAUCAGUGACCUGUGUCAAGGAGCCUGGCGCGGCG
Molecule: messenger RNA, 976 nt
Organism: Colletotrichum acutatum
Lineage: Eukaryota; Fungi; Ascomycota; Sordariomycetes; Glomerellales; Glomerellaceae
Exons: 3
Coding region: 203-802 (199 amino acids)
Source: RefSeq, a predicted model, not a curated record